GCGGCUGGCAGCGCGUACGCGCUCUACUUCUCAUACAUCUCCGUCACCAACCUACAGAAGUACGAGAAAAAGACGGAAAAGGCAGCCGAGUGGUCGAGCACGGCCGAGGAGCAGCUGCACAAGACAAGAACCACCCAGGGAAGUGCAGUUCUUACGAUAAUCACCUCUUUAAUCUCGAGCUCACUUCUCCUGUAUGCCAACAGUCGGGGCACCUGGUCGUCUCGAGUUCUGUUCCUCUUGAACGCCGGCAAUGUUGCCAACACGCUCUUCACGCGCGCACAUGUCAGCAACUUUUGGCACAACAAAGCAAAAGUCCCAUUCGUGGAAGGAUACAAUGACGCUAUCAGCUCGACAGACAUCAUCUUGAAAGCGCUGACCGGAUUAGCGGCGGCGUGGACGGUCAGUACGGUU
Messenger RNA from Aplosporella prunicola CBS 121167, 411 nucleotides. RefSeq lists its product as uncharacterized. The record is from RefSeq and is a predicted model, not a curated record. NCBI's taxonomy places the organism in Eukaryota, Fungi, Ascomycota, Dothideomycetes, Botryosphaeriales, Aplosporellaceae. The transcript is spliced from 2 exons. The annotation marks the transcript as partial.